Drosophila subpulchrella is the source of this 1612-nucleotide messenger RNA. Its product is annotated as alpha-amylase B. Gene Ontology annotation, biological process: carbohydrate metabolic process. The transcript has 2 exons. NCBI's taxonomy places the organism in Eukaryota, Metazoa, Arthropoda, Insecta, Diptera, Drosophilidae. Gene Ontology annotation, molecular function: alpha-amylase activity; cation binding. The record is from RefSeq and is a predicted model, not a curated record. The coding region runs from base 57 to 1541 and encodes 494 amino acids.
CAGUCUUCCAAUCAGAGUGAAAGCUAGCUUUCACCUAGAACCAGAACCAGAAUCAAAUGUUCCUGGCCAAGACCGUAGUGUGCCUCGCCCUCCUGGCGGUGGCCAACGCCCAGUUCGACACCAACUACGCCUCCGGGCGCAGUGGCAUGGUGCACCUCUUCGAGUGGAAGUGGGACGACAUCGCCGCCGAGUGCGAGAACUUCCUGGGACCCAACGGCUAUGCCGGAGUGCAGGUCUCGCCCGUCAACGAGAACGCCGUGAAGGACAGCCGCCCCUGGUGGGAGCGGUACCAACCCAUCUCCUACAAGCUGGUGACCCGCUCCGGAAACGAGGAGCAGUUCGCCAGCAUGGUGCGGCGGUGCAACAACGCCGGAGUGCGCACCUACGUGGACGUGGUCUUCAACCACAUGGCCGCCGACGGAGGCACCUACGGAACGGGGGGCAGCACCGCCAGCCCCAGCAGCAAGAGCUACCCCGGAGUGCCCUACUCCUCGCUGGACUUCAACCCCACCUGCGCCAUCAGCAACUACAAUGACGCCAACCAGGUGCGCAACUGCGAGCUGGUGGGUCUGCGCGACCUCAACCAGGGCAACUCCUACGUCCGGGACAAGGUGGUGGAGUUCCUGGACCACCUGAUCGACCUUGGCGUGGCCGGAUUCCGCGUGGACGCCGCCAAGCACAUGUGGCCAGCGGACCUGGGCGUCAUCUACGGGCGGCUCAAGAACCUGAACACCGCCCACGGCUUCUCCUCGGGGGCCAAGGCCUACAUCGUCCAGGAGGUGAUCGACAUGGGCGGCGAGGCCAUCAGCAAGAGCGAGUACACCGGACUGGGCGCCAUCACCGAGUUCCGCCACUCCGACUCCAUCGGCAAGGUCUUCCGCGGCAAGGACCAGCUGCGGUACCUGACCAACUGGGGCACCGCCUGGGGCUUCGCCGCCUCCGACCGCUCCCUGGUCUUCGUGGACAACCACGACAACCAGCGCGGACACGGAGCCGGGGGCGCCGACGUGCUCACCUACAAGGUGGCCAAGCAGUACAAGAUGGCCUCCGCCUUCAUGCUGGCCCACCCCUUCGGCACGCCCCGCGUGAUGUCCUCCUUCUCCUUCACGGACACGGACCAGGGUCCGCCCACCACCGACGGCCACACCAUCGCCUCGCCCUCCUUCAACAGCGACAACUCCUGCGGAGGCGGCUGGGUGUGCGAGCACAGGUGGCGCCAGAUCUACAACAUGGUGGCCUUCAGGAACGCCGUGGGCGCGGACGCCAUCCAGAACUGGUGGGACAACGGCAGCAACCAGAUCUCCUUCAGCCGCGGGAACAAGGGCUUCGUGGCCUUCAACAACGACAACUACGACCUGAACAGCUCCCUGCAGACGGGACUCCCGAGCGGCACCUACUGCGACGUCAUCUCCGGUGCCAAGAGCGGCUCCUCCUGCACCGGGAAGAGUGUCUCCGUGGGGUCCGACGGACGGGCCAGUGUCUACAUCGGCAGCUCCGAGGACGACGGAGUGCUGGCCAUCCACGUCAACUCAAGGUUGUAAACAACUUGAGAUUGCCCCGCCACUCAGUUGAGAUUAUUAGUUUUACAAAAUAUAUGCGAUGAGAUUGUUAA